UUUUUUGUUUUAUUUAUCAACUAAUGAUGUAACGUCAUGUUUAUCUCGUACCAAAAUAUCCCCUAUAUAAUUAUCUCUUGUUUAUGAAAAUGUACAUGUUUGUUGCUAAGAGACUGCAAAAACUCCAUACAAACAAAACACACUCCAAAAAAGCUGGGGAUUGCAAUGGAAGCAAAGGCUUCAGCAGUUGAAAUUUUUGAAGUAAACUUCAAUGCAACAAGUAUUGUUAAAGCUUCAGGUCCCCUGCCAGAACCUCAUAUCCUCACUCUCUCAAACCUCGACUUACUUUCCGGCCGUUUCCCAGUAACAUACUUCUACUUCUACCGCAGCUCCCCAAACAUCGAAGCCCUCAAGAAUUCGCUCGCCAAAACCCUAAAUUUCUUCUACCCUUUCGCUGGAAGAAUCAUUCAGAACCAAAGCACCAAUGAGCCUGAGAUCAUUUGUGACAAUUCUGGCGCUUUAGUUUUAGAAGCCAGCGCAAAUAUUCCUUUGAAAAAUCUAGACUUCUACAACCUUGAUCAUUCUCUUCCUGGGAAGCUAGUUUCUGUAAAAUCAGAACUGGAUUUCCCUUUGCAAGUUCAAGUAACAAGCUACACUUGUGGGGGCUCUUCGAUGACGUUCACAUUCGACCAUGCACUUGGAGAUGCUAGUGCUUUUGCCCAGUUUCUUCUUUCUUGGUCUGAAAUAGCUCAACACAAGUUGAUAACUUGCACGCCAGAUCAUUCGAGACAUCUUCGCUCUCGUUUCCCUCCAACUUAUCACCCUUCUCUCGAUGAAACGUUUGUCAAGUGCAGCUUGGAAGAGAUUGUAAACAUCCCCACAAGGUGUAUCUUGCUCAAGCGUCUUUAUCAUAUUGAUGCCUCGAGCAUUAGAAGAUUGCACAAGCUUGCAUGUGUUAAUAAUAACAGUAAAAAGAUAACAAAAAUCGAGGCUUUCUCCGCCUAUGUCUGGAAGCUCAUGGCUGCCGCCAUUGAUGAGGGCCAUGAGAAGUGCAAGAUGGGUUGGUUAGUUGACGGACGCAGUAGACUUGGCGGGCGUCAAAACCAAAACACCAUGGCAAAUUACAUAGGCAAUGUCUUGUCUUUGGCUGUUGGAGAGGCGAGUGUUGAAGAACUGAAGCAGGGUUCUUUAUCAGAAAUUGCUAAUAAUGUUCAAGUGUCAAUAGCAAAAGCAACAAAUGAGGAUCAUUUCUUGGAUUUGAUUGAUUGGAUUGAGAGUCACAGGCCUGGAUUGAUGCUGUCAAGAAUUGUCUUAGGGAAAGAAGGUCCAUCGGUGGUUGUGUCAUCCGGGCGGAGGUUCCCAGUGGCAGAACUGGAUUUUGGGUUUGGGGAGCCGGUACUUGGAACGAUGAGUAGCACUGUAGAGAAGAUCGGAGUUAAUUACCUGAACCAGAGGCAAAGUGCCAAGUGUGAUGGCUCCUGGACUGUUUCUGCUAUAUUGUGGCCAGAACUUGUUGCUGCACUGGAGACUGAUUCAAUUUUUCAACCCAUGUGUGCUACUCACCUUCAACUUUAGAAAAAAUAGUAGAAUUAUCUAAUAAAAAUAAUGAAGAUUUUAAAAGCAGAAC
Messenger RNA from Pistacia vera, 1567 nucleotides. RefSeq names its product anthranilate N-benzoyltransferase protein 1. Bases 166 to 1515 code for a protein of 449 amino acids. The transcript has a single exon. The record is from RefSeq and is a predicted model, not a curated record. Gene Ontology annotation, molecular function: acyltransferase activity, transferring groups other than amino-acyl groups. Lineage: Eukaryota; Viridiplantae; Streptophyta; Magnoliopsida; Sapindales; Anacardiaceae.